AUGGAAAGCCGGAGGGCAGUGAAACCCCGUAAGAAAUCUGCCAUCCCAGGCGUGACCAUCAAGCAGUUUGUUGAAGUUAUUCCAAAAGGAUGUAGCACGCCUGACUUUGAGCGAAAACCCAUCACCCUAACAUUACAGGAAGGUAAAAAUGCCAUGUUCAGGGCUGUGGUUAAGGGUCAACCCCCACCGAAGGUGAUAUGGAAGCGGAGCAAAGAAGAAAUGAACAAUCCUGACAAAUACCAAAUGUCCUUCAAUGGCAUUACAAAUGAGUUCAUCCUGCAGAUAAACAAACUCACUGCAGAAGAUACUGAUUUGUACCAUUGCUCUGCUGUGAAUGAGUAUGGGGAAGCUGCAUGCACUGCUGGCCUCAAGGUCAUUCAAGUUAGUUUCAAGAAAACAGCAAAACCAUUCCCCACUGAGCCUCAGGAGGACCUGAAGAAAGAGUUGCAGGACUUCAGGAAAAUGUUAAGGAAGCGAACUCCACUACCUGCACAGAAGAAGGAAGUUGACAUGGAACAGGUCUGGCAGUUGCUGCUGAAUGCCGAUAGGAAGGAUUAUGAGAAAAUCUGUUUAAAGCAUGGGAUUGUUGACUUCCGUGGGAUGCUGAGGAAGCUUCAGCAGAUGAAGAAGGACAGAGAGGACAAGCAACAACAGUAUAUCUACAGUGUCACAAACCUCAAACACAUCAAGGUCAAUAAGGAGGGGAAUGCUACAUUCCAUCUAGAGAUGGACCUGAAAAAUCCUGAGAGCAGAAUUUACCUGUACAAGGAUGGCCAGCUGAUCAAUUAUGGAUUCAACGAUGACAAAGUAAAGCACUGUCUAAGGCAGGCAGGGAAAAAGUACAACUUCACCAUCAACCACCUGCAGCUGGAAGAUGCCGGCGUGUACCAGAUCAAAGUGGAGGAUGUGGAUGUCUUCUCAACUGAGUUAGAAACUGACUCCAUUCCUGUGGGAUUCCGACACUUGCUUAGUGAAGUGCACUGCCAUGAGCAAGGAAAUGCCAUCUUUGAAUGCAGCCUAUACAGCCCCUGCUAUGAUGCUGUGUGGCUGUAUAGAAAACAUCCCAUUGAGGAGAGUGACAAGUACAAAAUCUCCAUCUCUCCUGAUGGCCUGACCCACCAGCUGGUGAUUAAAAACACACAGCUCACUGACGAAGGGACUUACACCCUCGAUAUCAGAAUCUGCUCCUCUAGUGCAUGGCUUGAGGUGGAACCUGCCAGAGGAAAGAGCAGACAAACUGAAGGAGAUGGAACAGAUACAAAUGGAUGGCAGACAGAUAAGUCCAUAUUGCCAGAUGAAGAACGUGCCAAGGAACUUCUACAGGGAGAAGGCCUUGGGAAUCAAAAGCACCUUAAAAGCACCGGAACGGGCAAAGAUGGCCAGUAUGGAAAAUCACAUUGCCAUUUCGACAAAGGUUUGUCUGAUGUCAGUGCCCAGAAAGGGAAACCCGAUGUGCUGUCUUGCAGCCUCAGUAACGAUCAGGUGGAGGGAAUCUGGUUUAAAGAUGAAUUCAAGCAGCUAACAGGCCUGGAUGAAGUCUCUUCUGAAAAAUAUGGCCUGGUCCACAAACUGAUAGACACAGUAGAAGAUAGUCAUGCUGGAAAAUACAAGUUUGAAGCCGAAGGUGUCAAAACUGAAGCAUCUAUUUUGGUUGAAGAUCCUCCAAAUGUUGACAAGGCUCUUCUGGAAAAGCUGAUGAAGGAGCCUGUGAUAGUCAAGGCAGGGCAGAAUGCCAUGGUCAAAAUCCCAUUCGAGGGCCGGAAGCCAGUCAGAGCAACAUGGUUAAGGGACGGGGAUGAGCUCCUGAAUGAUGCCAGGAUCCAUAUCGACAAGGCGGACAACUUCACCCGGCUUUCCAUCUCCAGCACCAACAGGAAGGACUGUGGGGAUUACAAAGUGAAGCUGAAGAAUGACAGUGGAACCUUGGAGGCCAGCCUAAAGCUGGAGGUGAUAGAUAAGCCACAGAAACCCAUCGGACCCAUAGAGGUGGUGGAUAGUUCCACAACUGGCAUAACCAUUCAAUGGAAGCCCCCAAAGGAUGAUGGGGGCACACCAGUGCAGAACUACAUCAUAGAGAGGCAGCAGGUGGGCAGAAAAACCUGGGUAACAUUGGGAGAAACCAGCAGGAACAACAGCACUUUCACGACCAACAAAGUGGGGCAAGACAAAAGCUAUCGCUUCAGGGUGCGAGCAGUGAACGCUGAGGGAAAGAGCAAGGCGCUGGAAUCAGAUGAAGUGAUGGCUGCAACCAAAGCUUUCCCUGGCCCCCCUGCUCCUCCUCAGUUUGUCAGUGCCAACAAAGAGUCCAUAACACUCUCCUGGGCAGCACCUCCCAAAACGGGCAAUUCCAGAAUCCUGGGGUAUAUCGUUGAGAAACGCAAGAAAGGCAGCAACAUCUGGACACCUAUCACUGACCUGCCAAUAACAGACAGGAAGUGGAUGGUGACAGAUCUGAAGGAGGGACUGCAGUAUGAAUUCCGCGUGGCUGCUGUCAAUGCCGCAGGGGCAGGCGAGGCCAGUGCACCAUCAGAUGCUGUCUUUGCUCGAGAUCCCAUGAAGCCUCCUGGUAGAGUGAGGGACCUUAAGGUGACCAAUACUGACUACACCAGCAUCACUCUGUUUUGGAUGAAACCUGAUUCAAAGGAAGGGGGGUCUGCCAAGGGCUACAAGGUGGAGAAGCGAUCCUCUGACAGCCUCAAGUGGACCCAUUGUAACACUGUCCCCAUAGGCUUGACAACCUGUACAGUUAAAGGUCUGCAAGCCAGAGAGAUGUACUUCCUCCGCGUGAGGGCCAUCAAUGAGGGAGGCCUAGGGGAAGCCGUAGCACUGGACACUUGCAUCCAGGCCGCGCCUCCCAUUGUUAGUCCCAAGUUCCUAAGAGAUGACACUAUGAAAAACUUUAUGAUUAUAAAAGCGGGAAGUUGUAUCCGAAUGCACAUGCCCUUUGAAGCAUCCCCAACUCCAGAGGUGAUUUGGCUAAAGGAUGGGCUUCCUCUACCCAGCAGGGCCAUAGUGAGCACCAGAGAUGGCCUCAGCCAACUCUUGAUUCCAUCAGCUGAGUUUUCUGACAGUGGGCUCUAUACCAUCAUACUUCAAAACCACUGGGGGAAAAAAGAAUCCUUCAGCUUCCAAGUGCAAGUUGCAGAUAUCCCACAGUCCCCCGGCCCUAUUCUUCUGCAAGAGAAAGUCCUUAAUACGGUGACAGUGAUCUGGGAGCCCUCGCCGACAGAGAAGUGGGAAAGUAACCUGUACUAUGUGGUCAUGAAAUGUGACUCCAACAAGGGCUCAUGGCAAGUGGUGGGUGACCUGAUCUACACCAACAAGUUUACCAUCACCAAACUUAUCCCUGGCCGGGGGUAUUACUUUAGAGUUGUGGCCAAAAAUUACAUGGGAACCAGUGAUCCAUCUGAAACUGCGCAGCCCUGGAUCAUGCAAAAGGAAAAGGAUGAGUUUAAAGUCAGACUACCCAAAUACAGGAGGGUGAAUCAAAAUAUGCCCCCAAGAUUCCUCGUCCAAUUGAAGCCCCACGUAGUGACCACAGCAUAUGAUUGUCACAUGAGCUGUGCAGUGAGUGGCUACCCAAAACCUAAGAUCACCUGGUACAAGGAUGGCAGGAAUCUCUCAGAAGACCCCACCUUCUUCAGCACAAAUGACUUUGGUAGAUGA
Terrapene triunguis (Three-toed box turtle) is the source of this 3666-nucleotide messenger RNA. RefSeq names its product immunoglobulin like and fibronectin type III domain containing 1 (gene IGFN1). Gene Ontology annotation, molecular function: protein binding. Bases 1 to 3666 code for a protein of 1221 amino acids. The transcript has 23 exons. Lineage: Eukaryota; Metazoa; Chordata; Testudines; Emydidae. The record is from RefSeq and is a predicted model, not a curated record.